AUCCUCAUAAAUUCCACGUCACAGGGACAGAGUGACUGCAGAAACUGGCUUCCAAUUUGCCCUGAAGUUCAAACUUCAAACUACAGAGCAGCAAAGCUACCAUGGGUCUGGAGAAGUCCCUCAUCCUGUUUCCAUUGCUCGUCCUGGUGCUUGGAUGCGUCCAGCCUUCCCUGGGCAAGGAAUCUUCGGCCAUGAAGUUUGAGCGGCAGCACAUGGAUUCAGCUGGUACUGGAAGCAGCCCCACCUACUGCAACCAAAUGAUGAAGCGCCGGGAGAUGACAAAGAGGUCAUGCAAGCCUGUCAACACCUUUGUGCAUGAACCCCUGGCAGAUGUCCAGGCUGUCUGCUCCCAGGAAAACGUCACCUGCAAGAACGGGAAAAGCAACUGCUACAAGAGCAGCUCUGCCCUUCGUAUCACUGACUGCCGCCUGAAGGGCAACUCCAAGUACCCCAAUUGCGACUACAAGACCAGCAACUACCAGAAACACAUCAUUGUGGCUUGUGAGGGGAACCCCUAUGUGCCCGUUCACUUCGAUGCUUCCGCAUAAGUUUCCGCCUAGGCCAAACCUGUCUCCCAACCUCACCAUAUCAACACCUGCCCCUCCCCUCUCUCAUUCUUUCCCGGAAAGAAGUAACUUGUGGUAGGGCUUCCAUGCCAUGAAACAUGCUUCUCUUGCCCUGUGUCACCCACCCGGAUCCCUCUCUCGCCCUCCGGUUUUCUGCCAUAGACAAAUGAAGCAAGACGGCCCUCACCAGAAUUCGUCCCUUCACCUUACACUGCCUUGACUUCAGAACCAUGAACCAAAUAAAAUUCUGCUCAUUAUAAA
This is a messenger RNA of Psammomys obesus (fat sand rat), 827 nucleotides long. RefSeq names its product ribonuclease A family member 1, pancreatic (gene Rnase1). NCBI's taxonomy places the organism in Eukaryota, Metazoa, Chordata, Mammalia, Rodentia, Muridae. Gene Ontology annotation, molecular function: nucleic acid binding; RNA nuclease activity. Bases 102 to 548 code for a protein of 148 amino acids. The transcript has 2 exons. The record is from RefSeq and is a predicted model, not a curated record.